Drosophila ficusphila is the source of this 1928-nucleotide messenger RNA. RefSeq names its product 60 kDa heat shock protein homolog 2, mitochondrial (gene Hsp60D). The coding region runs from base 127 to 1812 and encodes 561 amino acids. Lineage: Eukaryota; Metazoa; Arthropoda; Insecta; Diptera; Drosophilidae. The transcript has a single exon. The record is from RefSeq and is a predicted model, not a curated record. Gene Ontology annotation, biological process: mitochondrial unfolded protein response; protein refolding; apoptotic mitochondrial changes. Gene Ontology annotation, molecular function: ATP-dependent protein folding chaperone; ATP binding; protein-folding chaperone binding. Gene Ontology annotation, cellular component: mitochondrial matrix; mitochondrial inner membrane.
AAGCUUGCCAAUUGAAGGGUACUAAAUAUAAUUUACACAAUAGUAGAAAAUUGUACAAAUUGUAGAAAUUUGGAAACGAAUAAGCAAAAUUCUCUAUCAAGAACUUUAGAAUUAGGAAAAAGGACCAUGAUGCUGAACAGAUUGAGCUGGUGUUGUGGCACCGGCCUGCGCUCCUUCGCCAAGGACGUUCGCUUUGGCGUCGAAGCGCGCAGUCUGCUCCUGCAGGGAGUGAACACCAUGACCAACGCGGUGGCAGCCACUUUGGGUCCCAAAGGCAGGAAUGUGCUCAUCGAACAGCUGCUGAUAUCGCCAAGGAUCACCAAGGAUGGCAGUACGGUGGCCAACAGUGUGCAGCUCAGGGAUCGUCGCCAGGAUAUGGGUGUCCAGCUACUCCGCCAGGCGACCAACAAUACCAACAACUUGGUGGGCGAUGGCACCACCACUGCCACGAUCCUUGCCCGUGGAAUUGCCUGUCAGGGAAUGCAUGCGAUUCGUCAAGGACAAAUUAAUGUUCAGUUGCUAAGGGAGGGUAUCCUUCAAGGAUCCGAUGUGGUGUGCGAAGCUCUGGGAAAGAUGUCCCAAUCGGUAGAGACCAUUGGCCAAGUGGAAGCCGUGGCCAAAGUAGCCUUGAAUGGAGAUGAACGACUGGCCGAAAUGAUUGGCGACACCAUCAUGGAGUUGGGAGAAUGUGGAGUAGUCCUUGUGAAGGAGUCUAGUGGUCCCUUAGACGAGGUUAGGUUUUCUCAAGGCGCUACCUUGCCAUCGGGUUAUUGUUCCCCAAUGUUUGCAAACAAAAGUAGACGCAGCAAGGUGGAGUUUGGAAACUGCUUAUUACUUCUCACCUUGGCCAAGAUUGAUCAGCUGGAACAGAUACUUCCCGUUUUGGAGUUGGCAAAGUUGAAGGAGAAACCUCUUUUGAUUAUAGCCAAGGAUUUUUCGAGUGAUUUGAUUAAGAUCCUGGCACUCAACCAUUUGCAUGGUCGAGUGCAGGUUUGUAUCGUUAAAGCACCUAGCUUUGGUGAAGAACAGCGAUUGGAAAUGCAGGAUUUGGCGUUGGCCAUGGGUGCCCAUCUUCUGGAGGGUGCUUCCUGCUUAAGGGAACUAAAGGAAGAGGAUCUGGGCGAGGUGGGAUCGGUAGUGGUUACUGCCAAGGAGACGCACCUUAUGCAGCCAGUUGGAGUCAACGAGGAUCAGCUGCAGAGUCGCAUUGAUUACCUUCGUGAGCUGGUUGGUGAGGCACUUACCGAAGAGGAGCAGGAUCGGCUGAAUAUACGACUGGGUCGAUUGCAGGGCUAUCUGGCCACCAUUUACUUGGGUGGCAAUAGUGAACUGGAGGCAACCGAGAGAAAGGAUCGCUUCAACGACGCCAUGCAUUCCGUGCGAGUGGCAAUUAGUGAUGGAGUUGUUCCCGGUGGUGGAACCGCUUUUCUGCGCUGUAUUCAAGCUCUGGAUGAAUUACCCCCCGCGGAGGUGAUGGAAUACCAGGUGGGCAGGGAAAUUGUGAAGGAUGCCCUUCGGCUUCCUUGUUAUACAAUCGCCAAAAAUGCUGGAGUGGAUCCCAACGAGGUUCUUCAAAAAGUAUUAGCAGGCACUGGCAGUUUUGGAUACGAUGCCGCAAAAGGGGAGUAUGGAGAUCUCAUGGAAUGCGGAAUUGUGGAUCCCACGAAUGUGAUGCGAGCUGCCAUUUCGGAUGCCGCCGGAAUCGCCUCACUUUUAGCCACCACCGAAGCGCUCAUCACUAAGCAACCGAUCAAACCGAAGAUUGCCAAGAAUCAGGUUACCCAGGAUCUGGCCAAACUUGUUGGCAUGUAGUCGAAUUUUUUAAAGUUAGUGAGGAAAAGUAAAGAAUUGGUUUUAGAAUUUUAUCAUCAGAAAAGUAGGCUAUGAAAAAUCUCGCUUAAACUAAUAAAUUCUAUGUUGAAAUAGCA